AUGUACUCGCCGAGCCCUUGCCGGUCAGAUGGGACGUUCGACUUGAUUGUGCGGAUGUACAAGAACGGUAACGUGUCGCGGCAGCUGGGCAGCAUGAGGCUCGGCGGGUCUGUGUUCAUGCGGCCAUUCCCGCCUUCUCUGCCUGCGGACCGCCGCAACCCGGGGCGGCACGUUGGCCUGGUAGCUUAUGGUGUUGGCAUCACGGAGAUCUACUGGACGGCCAUGAACGAGCUGAGUGACCCUGGAGUGCAGGAUGUGGUCCUCGUCUAUGCCACCCGCACGAUGGAGGAACAGAAGGUGUACGGUCCGGAGCUUGAAGAGCUGCAGAGGCAAGAACCACGUCGCUUCCGCCUGGAGAAGGUUCUGUCUCGGCAGCGAGUGCAGGGCGCUCGCCAUGGAAGGGUCAAUGCCCAGCUGCUCUCGGAAGUCUUCCCUUGGUCACGAACUUCGGGUUCCCGGGCUGAGGCGCGCUUUGCAGUGGCUGGCAAUAAGGAGAUGAUCAACACAACCUUCGGCUGGUUAGCCGACAUUGGCUAUCCGGAGUCUUGCAAGCUGAUACGAGAUCUGUCAGUGUCGUCCCUUUUGUCGCGCCGCUUUCGUGCCUUCUGGGGCGCUUGA
Symbiodinium sp. CCMP2592 is the source of this 618-nucleotide messenger RNA. The record is from the annotation of a GenBank genome assembly. Lineage: Eukaryota; Dinophyceae; Suessiales; Symbiodiniaceae.